AUGGCAAUUCACAAGCGAAAAAAGGUGGUCCUCCAACCUUGGGAGCACCACAUUGAUCCGAAUCCUUUUCCUUCCAUCUCCGCUCUGGAGGAAACCACGUCGAACGAAGAGCUUGAUGCCGUCUUGGAUCAGAUCACAGGAAAAGAAGGCGGGAUUAUCAUCCAGCAGUACAAACCACAUGCCAGCUGGUUAUGGUCUCAGUUCUAUGGAACCGUCAUCUACAGUUCCUGGGCCAAAGCGUUGCAACACAUGGCCAUUGCUUCACUUUUUUGUGUUUGGGUUCGCUAUCAGACACACGGCGACUUUCAUGUCUUAACACUCGAAGGCAUGGGUGAUCACUGGUUGGCGAAUGCCUUUACUAUUGUCGAGAAGAUGUGGGCGGUACUCAUGGGUUUGACAACAUUUUUGUUGACCUUUUUCGUUGGUCAGGCUUGGACGUUUUGGAAAUCCUUUAUUGACGUCAGUCGCAAUAUCCAAGGUCGAUUUAAUUCCAUUCAAAUGUUGCUGGCCUCACAUGCGGCUAGAGACGAAAAUGGCAAUUAUACUCCUGAAGCGGAAGAGUUCUUGAGAGAUAUGGGGAAGCGUCUGAAACUGUUUCACACCCUACACUGGGCAUCUCAAGCCCUUCGCUUUCGUCCUCUAUUGACCGAUCAAGGAUGGGAUCACAUGGUAGCUCGAGGUCUUUUGACCGAAAAAGAGCGGCAACGACUGCAUAAACUGAGACUCUCAUCAACGCAAAAACACGUUGGGGUCUUUCAGAGCAUGAUGGUCCUAGCUCUAAAAGGCAUGAAGGAUAAGAAAAUUAUUGGCAUUCAGACGUCAUUCCUGGAAAAGAAGAUCACGGAAGAGUUUUGUACGCUUCGCGGAACCUCUGCGACUAUUUCAGGUCUUGUCGCUGGAAGGAUGCCAUUGGCCUAUGUUCAUUUCGUUCAGAUCCUGGUUGACACCUUUGUGAUGCUCACGCCUAUCGCAAAAUACAAGGACCUGGGUAUCUUUUCGGUGCUCAUGAUUGGAAUCUUGACUUUCUUCUACCAUGGGCUUUUGGUACUCGCCAAGGUUUUCAUGGAUCCACUCGACAACGAGCAUUAUAAGAAAGGCUGCGUCUAUCUUGACUUGGCAGUGCUGCUUCGGGAAAGUAAUGGCGGAAUUGAUAAUUGGAUUGCCGGUGGCGAGACAAUUAAUGGGUACGAGUAG
This is a messenger RNA of Cylindrotheca closterium, 1194 nucleotides long. The record is from the annotation of a GenBank genome assembly. NCBI's taxonomy places the organism in Eukaryota, Bacillariophyta, Bacillariophyceae, Bacillariales, Bacillariaceae.